Messenger RNA from Peromyscus leucopus (white-footed mouse), 2930 nucleotides. It is a transcript of the gene Slc19a3, whose product is annotated as solute carrier family 19 member 3. Lineage: Eukaryota; Metazoa; Chordata; Mammalia; Rodentia; Cricetidae. The record is from RefSeq and is a predicted model, not a curated record. Bases 121 to 1578 code for a protein of 485 amino acids. The transcript has 6 exons. Gene Ontology annotation, molecular function: thiamine transmembrane transporter activity. Gene Ontology annotation, cellular component: plasma membrane. Gene Ontology annotation, biological process: vitamin transport; transmembrane transport.
GAAUGCCUUUCCUCACGAGCUAAAGGGACACGCAGCUGGCUGUGCUUCGCAACUGGAAGGAGUGGGAGUGAGUCUAAGGCAGGAAGCCAGUCUCCAACUCAGGACGCUGAAGAAAGAGCCAUGAACUGCUGCUCCAGGACUCCGCCAAGCAACUCUUGGGUUUACCCCACUGUGAUACUCUGCUUGUUUGGAUUUUUCUCCAUGUUCAGGCCCUCCGAGGCAUUCUUAAUCCCAUUUUUGUUUGAACCCAGUAAGAAUCUAACCGAAACAGAGAUGACCAAUGAGGUCCUGCCUGUUUGGACAUACUCCUACUUGGCAACGCUGCCCCCUGUGUUCAUCCUCACCGAUUACCUGCGCUACAAACCAAUCAUCAUGUUAAACGUCAUUGCCUUCAUCAUUUGCUACCUGCUUCUCUUGUUUGGCCAAGGGGUGAUGCUCAUGCAGGUGGCUGAGUUCUUCUUUGCGAUCGUCUCAUCCACAGAGAUAGGCUACUAUUCCUACAUCUAUAGCAUGGUCAGCCCAGAGCACUACCAGAAAGUCAGCAGCUACUGUCGGAGUGUCACGCUGGUGGCCUACACAGCCGGCUCGGUGCUGGCCCAGCUCCUGGUAUCCCUGGCAACCCUGCCAUACUUUUACCUCUUUUACAUAUCCUUGGCCUGUGUCUCUGUGUCCUUUUUUUUCUUACUUUUUCUACCAAUGCCUAAGAAGAGCAUGUUUUUCCAUACCAAGUAUGAGAGAGAAGCCCAUCAAAAGCCACUGGAACAAGAUACUAUCCUUGAGGAAGCUCAGAAGAACCACGAGGCAGCUCACCCAGCACUGCAUGCCCCUUCAGGGAAACCAGGGGACAGAGAGCGGAACAACCCAGAGCCAGAAAAUGUGGCUUUGAGACCUUUUGUGCGUUGGUUCCAAGACCUGAAGGAGUGCUACUCCUCAAAGCACCUUUUUUACUGGUCCCUGUGGUGGGCUUUUGCGACAGCAGGUUAUAACCAAAUCUUGAACUUUGUUCAAGUCUUAUGGGAAAACAAGGCACCCUCCCAAGACUCUUCUAUCUAUAAUGGAGCAGUAGAGGCUAUUGCAACAUUUGGAGGAGCGUUGGCGGCUUUCUCAGUGGGCUAUGUGAAGGUCAACUGGGAUCUCCUAGGAGAGCUGGGUCUAGCCAUCUUCUCGGCCAUCAUCUCUGGUGCUCUGUUUCUCAUGCAUUACACACUCAGCAUCUGGGUGUGCUAUGUGGGCUAUUUACUGGUCAAGGCUAGCUAUAUGUUUCUUAUAACCAUAGCAGUGUUUCAGAUUGCCAUUAACCUGAGCGUAGAGCGUUAUGCCCUGGUGCUUGGCAUGGACACCUUUAUUGCUUUGGUGAUUCAAGCCAUCAUGACCGUGAUUGUGGCAGAUAAAAGAGGGCUCCACUUGCAAAUCACCACUCAGUUUUUAGUUUAUGGAAUUUACUUUGCUAUCAUUGCUGGGGUCUUCCUAAUGAGAAGCAUAUACAUUAUCUACUUAGCCAAGUGCGGAAAGGAAGUAGAGAGCCUUGCUGCCACUCAGAGUCCCAAUGAGCCACACCCACAAGAGACAAAGUUCUAACCCAAUUACCUCAACUCCAAUUUUAAAAGGGUAGGAUUUCAAGAUGGGCCUCCAGACGUGCUUUGCCGCACCCAGACACUCGGCCAGUAUGGAUUCUAAAACCUCAACCAAACCUCAGUCUCAGGCUAAAUGUCUUUCUACCCAGCUAAUUCCAAGCACUCCAUAUAGGCCACCACAACUGUAUUAGUUACUUUCGUUAUGCUAUGACAAAAUACCUAACAAAAAGCAACUUAAGAGAGGAACUCAAUUCAUUGUGGUUCACAGUUGGGGGCGGGGUGUACAUUCCAUUGUGGAAAGGAAAGCAUGUCUGCAACAGAAAGAAGCUACUGGACACAUUCCACCUGCAAUCAGAAAGAAGAGAACAGUGAAAGCUGGUGUUCAGACUACGUUCUCCUUUUCAGUCAACAUAGCACCCCAGCCAGGGGGGUGGCACCACCCACAUUUAAGGUGAGUCUUCUCACCUCAGUGAUCCUAAUAAAGAUAAUCCCUCACAGAUAUUCAAAGAGGCUUACACAUCUUCAGUGACUCUAGAUCCUGUCAAGGUGACAGUAUCAACUAUCAAUAUUAACAGCUGAACAACCCUCGUUGGGAACCCACACGAAUAACAAUAACUUGGAAAUGCUAAAGUUCUGAUGUGUUCUGAGAACAAGCAAAGGGCAUGGGAACAAGCCAUGAAGAGACAUAAGCCUCCUAGAAAUCACGAUCCCUGAGUGAGCACUUACCAACAAGACUGACCUGGAGUUGACUUACAUAUGUCGAGGAUCUAAAAAGGCAGCACCUGGGACCAUUUUCUUCCUCUUUCAUUAAGCAGACUUCUGUUUUAAUUACAGCUCUCUGAAAGAAUGACUAGAUUUGUGCCCGUUUCUGAGAGUCCCUCUUCCACUCUGAAAAUACCAUCGUUCUUUUCACAAGUUGUUACUGGGCAGUCUCACAGAUGUCAUUUUUUCAUUUUGUGGUCCCUUCUGGACUUUGUAUUGGAACUCUCCUCCAGAGAUCACUCCAGAUGCUCCUGUGUGUGUCCUUGGAAUGCCCUCACAUCAGUUCCCAAUGGCCUGGGAGAGAUGAUGAGCCUUCUCACCAUGACCCUGGAGAUAAGUGUUUGAUUGAUGAGUGUAGAACAAUUCUGAAGGAAAUUCCAGAGUUUUCUGGCAACUUUUAUACAUAAGAAAACACUUGCAGAAAUCAAACGCUAAUUGUUUAAUUUAUUUUUAUGUUUGGUGCUAAGGAUCAAACCAGGACCUUACAUAUGCCAGAGAAAUACUCUGCCACUAAGAUAGAUCAACCCUUGGGCCCAUGGCUAAUUUUUAAAUGUCAGAGAUUAUGUUCAAUAAAAUAUUAAAAUUUUAAAAGAA